AUGAGUUCCUACGUGUCCCAAUACCCGCCGGCUGUUGAGUUCGACCCUGCAUACAAGAAAUUCUUCGAGGAAUUCUACGCUACGUCCGAUGCAGCAGAAGCGCAUGAGGAAUACGUCCAGUACUUCACUAAGGAUGCAACCCUCGUCAUGGCCUCCAAGAGGGUAGUAGGCCGGGAAGAGAUCUUAGCCCUGCGCAAAAUGUUUCCGUUCGGUCCGAAGUCAGACGAGGUCAUGUUGUACGGGACGGUCAAGUACGGCUUCAAGGCAGGCGGAGAAGCCAGCAAAGAUUGGGCUGCAAGGGCGCACCUAGUCAAGGAGGACGGUGGCAAGGUGAAGAUGAACUUCUAUCAAGUCUACCUGGAUACCGGAGCUUAG
This is a messenger RNA of Alternaria infectoria, 375 nucleotides long. RefSeq lists its product as uncharacterized. Lineage: Eukaryota; Fungi; Ascomycota; Dothideomycetes; Pleosporales; Pleosporaceae. Bases 1 to 375 code for a protein of 124 amino acids. The record is from RefSeq and is a predicted model, not a curated record. The transcript is spliced from 4 exons.